Messenger RNA from Morus notabilis, 2228 nucleotides. RefSeq lists its product as uncharacterized. Bases 575 to 2026 code for a protein of 483 amino acids. NCBI's taxonomy places the organism in Eukaryota, Viridiplantae, Streptophyta, Magnoliopsida, Rosales, Moraceae. Gene Ontology annotation, biological process: protein transport. The transcript is spliced from 6 exons. The record is from RefSeq and is a predicted model, not a curated record.
UCUCUUUUCAAUACAAAUACAAUUGUCCAAAUAUACAAUGACUUAAAGUUUAUUUCCUUUUAAUAUUUUUCUCUGUUUGUUUCCCGUCCCUACAGCAUCUUUCAUUCUCUCUUAUGCACCCUUUUUAGCUUCCUCUUCAUGCCAUUUCCGAUUCGCAGAUUCCUCACCCAUUUUCUCUACAUACGUUUCCUCACCCAUUUUCUCUCUCUCUCUCUCUCUCUCUCUAUAAAAUUUAACUCCCAUUUUCGUCCAUUUGCUAAAAAACCCAUUCCUCUUCUAUCUUUAGUCUCUAAGCUUCUUUCUCUCAACAGAACUGCUUAAUUUGCCCAUUUCACGAAGUUCUUUGGGUUUCUUUCGUUUUUGUUCUCUUUUCGUUUUGGGUUUUCUUGAAUGCCGAUUUUGUUGUGACCUGAUCCCCUGUUUCUCAACCGCACAGUCAUUCUUUUCUUUUCUUUUCUUUUCGUUGUCGUUGUGUUUCAAGAAAUUCAUUUACGUUUUUUUACACAAUCUUGAUCUCUUGUGUCCUUUUCAAAAAGCCAUCUUCUGGUAAACUUGGAAGCUCGUCGGGAUCAAAAUGCUUGACGGGUUUUUGAAGUCCAAGUUCUACACCAAAUGCAAAACAAAUCUGAAGCUCAUCAAGACACGAGUCGAAACCACAAAGAAGAAGAAGAACGCCGUGCAGAAGUUUCUGAAGAAUGAUAUCGCCGAUCUUCUCAGGAAUGGCCUUGACGUCAAUGCCUAUAACAGGGCUGAAGGGUUUCUGAUUGAGCAAAAUAUGACAGCCUGUUAUGAAUUGAUUGAGAAUUUUUGUGGUUGCAUCUCAAGUAAUCUCUCUCUCAUGCAAAAACAGAGGGAGUGCCCGGAAGAGUGCAGGGAAGCUGUUUCAUCUCUGAAUUAUGCUGCAGCGAGGUUUGCCGAUUUGCCCGAAUUACGUGAUCUCAGGAGCAUAUUUACCGAAAGAUAUGGAAAUUCUCUUGAUAGUUACACAAGUAAAGAGUUCGUGGAGAGGUUGAGGCAAAAGGAUUUUACCAAAGAGAUGAAGCUUCAAUUAUUGCAAGAUUUUGCAGAGGAAUUAUCCAUUGAAUGGGAUUCAAAGGCUUUGGAACAGAAAUUGUUUACUCCUCCACCCGUACAAAACCAAUCAAAGUAUGGAUCUUUAAGCAACAAUAACGACGAGAAUUUCAGAUCUCAUAAAAGCAAUGAAGCUGCUUUUGCCAGAAGAGACACUCAGACUCGGGAUCCAGAAAACAAGUUGAGCAACAAAAAGAACUACACUGCAUCAGAAGAAUGUGAAACGGACCAUACAUCUCGCCAUAUCAAGAACGUCUCCCGCGAUAGAUACAAGCUGCAGAGCAGUAGCGAGGACGAAACUAUCACGGAUUUUUCUCAAGAUGAGCGGAAGACGUCCUCGAGUUCGACAGGAAGUGUUUCGGAGGGUGAUGCAGAUAGCAAGAGGCCCUUCUAUCACAAACUCAUCCGCCCCCCCUACCUCAAACCAAAAGCAGAAAGAAGUGUUGAGGAACCUCCGAAGCCGAAUGCUCAUUUUGAUCAAGUUGAAGCAAAUGAUCUGCAAGACGAUCCUGUCGAAGAGGAUAAGCCAAAACCGAGAUCAGUGAGACAGAGAAAUCUGAAACCACCACCGGGCUAUAAUGAAAAUUCUGGUGGCACAAAACAGGAAGGAAGGCGGGCAUUGAGAGUCAUGAAUUAUGGUGAUUCGAGGGAUGAAGAAGAGAAAAUGAUUGAUGGGCUUUUGAUGCAUUAUAGUAACAAAAGAUCACCUCAUGAGUAUGGUGAAUCUAACACUUCAAAGAGUAACAGAAGUAGGAAACCAGGAUUGGCCACGCCACCAGGCAGAGUGUCCUCUCUUCCCCCAGAGCCGACGUCUGCGCAGGUGCCACAGAGAGGGCAUGCUAGAGCGGUUUCGUUGCAGCCGGAAAUGCUGAGCACAGCCCGUCAUGUCCAUCCUAAGCUGCCGGCCGACUAUGAUGAAUUGGCUGCACGUAUUGCAGUUCUUAGAGGAAAAUAGAAGAAACAUAAGACAUUGUUUAGCCAGCUUAUUCAUAGAGGAAAAGGUUUAUCAGAUGGCCUUGUAGUUGUCACGCUAUUCACCUCCAUAUUAUGAUUUACUGAUCAUAUUCAAAGGUGACUUAUUGAUCAUUUGUAAUUAGCUCCAGAUUAUGGUUUACUGGUCAUAUUCAUAAUGAUUUACUGAUCAUUUAUACUUAGAU